CUGUUUACAAAGUUUGAGGACCUCUGAUUUUAUAUUUGCUUCUCUUCGAGUCAGCUUUAUUUUCUUGCUCUACUAACGACGAGCAGUUUCUUUAAUAAGGGAAAGGACAAUAGUCGUGAUGAAAAUGUCAGACGCUCCUUCCCGUCCCCUCGGUCCACACGCAAGGCCGCGGGACCACCCAGGUCCACUCGCGGGUUUCCACGCCCCUCCCGCUGGCCGGCCCCGGGCCCCGCCCCUCGCGGGUAGGAGGGAGCCCGGCUGAGCCCGGGCCUGAGUCCCCGCUGCCCCUUGGGGAACCCCAACCACUGCCCCGGGCACACAAAAGAACCUCGGUCUUCAAAGCCAGGGGGCCUCUUUGGGGCGCCCCUUCUCUGAGUGGCGGGGGAAGGCUGGCCUCUGGGGAGGCUGGCCCCUGGGAGCCGUUGCCCGGGCGACCAGCAGGCGGCUCCUCCCAGGGCCUGCUGUGGGCGGCCACGUCGCCUGGCAACCAGGUGGCAGCGUCCCCUGAGCCCGGACCACACAGUUGAGCCCAGCCCUGCCUGGCUCCUCCCUGGCCCGCGGGACCCCUGGGGCCCGUCCUCACUCCUCAAGACCAGGACAGGCUCGAUCACAAUGAACAUCGUCCUCUCCAGGGACGGCCAGGUGAGGGUGAUGGAGGACACGGUGGCCCACGCCGAGAAGCACUUCGGGCAGUUCUGCUCGCUGCUGGCCGCCUACACGCGCAGGACGGCCCGGCUGCGCGACAAGGCGGACCAGCUGGUGCGGCAGCUCUUCGCCUUCGCCAACACCGAGGGCCCCGGGCUGCGGGCCGCCAUGAAGGACUUCGCCGAGGACCUGGCCAAGGUGCAGGACUACCGGCAGGCCGAGGUCGAGAGGCUGGAGAACAAGGUCGUCAACCCCCUGAAGCUCUAUGGGGCGCACAUCAAGCAGACGCGGGCUGAGAUCAAGAAACUCAAACGUGCCCAAAAUAACGAGAUCAAACAGCUGCAGAAGCUGGAGAAACUGAGGCAGAAGUCACCCUCGGACCGGCAGAUGAUCUCCCAGGCAGAGACCAGCGUGCAGAGGGCCUCGGCGGACGCCAGCCGCACCACUCGCCAGCUGGAGGCGGCGGUGGGCACCUUCCAGAGGCAGAAGCUGAAGGACCUGCAGAAGAUCUUCUCUGAUUUCGUGACCAUCGAGAUGGUGUUCCACGCCAAAGCGGUGGAGGUGUAUUCCGGCGCCUUCCAGACCCUGGAGAACUACCACCCGGAACAAGACCUGCAGGAUUUCACAGCCAAGAUGCAGGGACUUUACGGGCAUCACGCCGCUCGGCCGCUCGCUGGCAGCGACCCCUCCCUGCCCGUCCCGUGGCUUCCCACCAGCCAGAGUGCUGAGAGCGCCGCACAGAGACAGAGAGCAGAGGAGGAGGAGGCGAGCGAGGACGGCUCCGCGGACGAGGCCCCCGUGGAGGACCUCAGGGGACAGGGGCUGCAGACGUAGGAGGAGGAUGCCCCACGACAGUCGGAAGAACCGGGCUGGCCCUGGGUCCUGGCAGGCAUGUCCUCUGGGCCUCAGUUCCCUCAUCUGUACAGCAGGCUGAUGUCACCCCCUUGCAGGCUGUCCCCGUGCGGUGCCCGGUGCGGACUCGGUGAUCAAUAAAUGCCCGGCGACUCUCAAUGUGA
Messenger RNA from Microcebus murinus (gray mouse lemur), 1661 nucleotides. RefSeq names its product CBY1 interacting BAR domain containing 2 (gene CIBAR2). NCBI's taxonomy places the organism in Eukaryota, Metazoa, Chordata, Mammalia, Primates, Cheirogaleidae. Gene Ontology annotation, cellular component: ciliary basal body; ciliary transition zone. The record is from RefSeq and is a predicted model, not a curated record. Gene Ontology annotation, biological process: cilium assembly.